Molecule: messenger RNA, 4501 nt
Organism: Achroia grisella
Lineage: Eukaryota; Metazoa; Arthropoda; Insecta; Lepidoptera; Pyralidae
Exons: 10
Coding region: 233-2242 (669 amino acids)
Cellular component (GO): membrane
Molecular function (GO): transmembrane transporter activity
Source: RefSeq, a predicted model, not a curated record
UCAUCGCUUUGUUGUGUAAAUAAAAUUUAAAUUCCUAUUCAUUUGAUAUUGUUACAAGAGCGAAAGUGGUUGUACGAGUUCGCGAAUAUAAUUAUCGGUCACUGACCUUUAAAUUCGUUGCUAUGUACUCGUGAACAGUGUUAAAAUAUUGUAAACAGUAAUCUUUUGUGUAAUAUAUAUAAAUAAUUCAUUUAAAAUAAAUGUAACAAGUCUUUGUCUGUAUUAAAAGAAAAUGAAGUUUAAAGUCGACAAAGGUCUUUUGCCUAUCAAGGUUCACUUUUUUUUCUUCUUUGCUGCUCUUGGUCCACUCUUACCCCAAAUCAAUGUAUUCGGCCGUCAGCUGGGGGUAUCACCGGGGGUCAUGGGACUGGUGACAGCGGUGUUACCCCUGCUGUGGGCAGUAGCGAAGCCGUUGUUUGGCUACGUAGUGGACUACUGGCCGGCUCACAGAAAAUUAGUAUUCAUGCUCCUAAUUGUAAUAAUGACAGGAUCGUACUGUUUUUUAUGGUUCUUGCCCAUGCCGGAGCAACCAGAGACAACUGACCCACCUAUAACCGAAUACAUAUACAACCUGAACGAAACGAUCUAUUUAAAACAAUACAACAACGAUCCGUUCCUAGACAAAUACACUUGCCAAUGGAACUGUUAUAAAGGAGACGAUUUUCAUGUAUUUCUCUCCAACUCAACAUUCGUAAACACCGUUUACAUUGACGCGCAAGUGACGAACGACUCGUGCUCGCUCUUGCAUAUGGGGUUUGAUGAUGCGAGAGCGGGACAAGUAAUAUGUACACCGAUCAAGAAUUGCAAUAUGUUGUGUUUCGACGAGCAUUUUGCAGAAAUGAACAGGAGUAAACGAGAAGUUUCUAAUUCGUUAAAUAAUGUGAUAGAAGAUGCAGCGAAACAACUAUUUUCAGACAUGGGUUUAAUGAAUACGUCAAAUUUAAUGAAUGAGACGCAUUUAAUGAACCCGACGCUUUUAAUGAAUGACUCACAAAUAAUGAACGAAACGCAUUUAAUGAAUGAAUCAGAUUUAAUUAACGAGACGCAUUUAACGAAUGAGACACAUUUAACGAAUGAGACACAUUUAAUGAAUGAGUCACAUUUAAUGAACGAGUCGGAUUUAGUGAACGUGUCGAAACAAGCGUCGAAUGUUGAUGAUGAGGGUGAUGGCAGUUUUUAUAUGACCGUCACAUUCUGGGCGUUCGUUAUUCUUACGUGUAUUGGAACUGUGGCUUUCAAUGUAGCCAACUGUAUAGGAGACGCAAUAUGUUUUGAUGUUUUGGGAGCGGAACGUAGUUCCAAAUACGGUGCCCAACGAGCCUGGGGCACAAUUGGCUACGGUGUAACGGCCCUGCUGGGCGGUUGGCUCGUAGAUGUAGUUUCCGGAAAUGGGGUGAAGGACUUCACACCCGCUUUUAUAAUAGCCAUAUUGGCUACUAUUGUUGAUUUGAUCAGCUGCAAGAAAUUGAGCUUGCCACCAUUGUCCAGUCCAGAGGAUUCUGGGAAGGCACUACUUGCACUACUAAAGUACCCUAGAAUGGUACUUUUCAUAGUAUUUGCAGUUGUUGCUGGAACUUUCGAUAGCUUCAUUAUCUAUUAUAUGUUUUGGUUUCUGGAGGAAGUAGCAGAGGAGACCGGUUACAUGGCGAAAAUAAAACUCAUAGAGGGCGUCGUGAUCGCGGCACAGAGCUUUAUUGGUGAACUAGUGUUCUUCUAUUACUCGGGUAGAAUAAUAAAACGUCUGGGUUUCGGUACCACCAUGACAGUUUGCCUCUUCUGCUACGGCUUGAGAAUGUUUGCCAUAUCAUUCAUACGUAAUCCGUGGGACCUGGUUGUUAUUGAGUCCAUAAUGCAGGGCCCCACGUUCGCGCUGUGCUACUCGACCAUAGUGCAGUACGCCGCACACGUGGCCCCGCCCGGGUACUCCGCCACCGUGCAGGGCGUCGUCGCCGGCAUGGACGACGGGCUCGGUUUCGCGGUGGGAUCGCUGUUGGGCGGGCUGCUGUACGCGUACAUGGGCGGGCGGAGAUCAUUCCAAGUGUUUGCAGCGAGCGCCAUAGUCUCCGCUGCGAUACACGCCGGCGUGUUCUACCUACUUAACCGAUACUCAGACAAGGAAACGGAUACCAAAGUCGGUGGAGUCGAAGGAUCGCUGCCGGAAGGAGAGAAGUUUCUAAAGAGAGAGAAUCAAUUCGCUAACGCCAUCUAUUGCAGCACGACAGUACCACUGAACGAGAAAUAGCAUUCCGAAGGUAGCCAUCCGUGUUUUAUAUGUAUAACUAUGCUAUUAACAAUUAUCAAUAGUAAGGGACUAAAAUUUGUGGGUUUGUGAUAUAUUGGGUCAUAAUUUAAGUAAUUGUUUAAUCCCCCUCCUCCCCGUACUCUGUCACAUGUUGGUCACAUGUAGUUUAUAAUGGCGAGAGAGUUAGUCAAAGUGUGACAUUAACAUGUGACGUAUAUUAUGUAACUAUAUAAUAAUUUACGUCAUAAGAAACGUACGUGCGUAAUAAGAAAGGUCCUAUAAACCAUUUGAGAGUUACCGACGCGAGCUAUGUUGUAUAGUUCGCAAUUACGUACUCAGUACAUGACUAUAAAAUUGCAGAUUGUAAUCUGUUUUCAAUGAACUAACGUCGUUAUAUAUUUAAGACAUAAGACCUUAAUCCUCAUCGUUAUAUCAGAUUUUUUUACCCGAAAUUUGUGACACCUCUAACUCUACGUUAUACAAUGUCACACUUUGACUAACACCCUCGCUGGGUGUUAGUCAAAGUGUGACAUAAAUUAUAAAGACCUCUUUCCUAUGAGCCAUUUCAGAGUUGUAAACGCGAGCUAACAUGUAAUGUUCGCAAUUGCAACUUUUAAUUCCUCCAUAAAUAAUAAAAAAAAUGUAGAUAUUAAUCUGUUUUAACUGAAAAUUGUUAAUAACAUUGUUAUACAAUCAGAGCCUUGAUAGCAAUAACACAAAUGCCUAAUGUAUUAACAUAACGUGAAGCGAGGAGCUACUAAGGAUUGCAAUCUUAUUUUAUUAUUCACAUUGAACGCGUAUAAACUUUGCGUUGUCUUCCAUCUCGCUCUAACAAAUAAGAUGCAAUCCUAAUAGUAUUAACUUUGUACGAAAUUUACGUUGUCUUCCGUCUCGCUUCCACGUUAUUUUAGGUAGCAUAACGCUAUUCGUAAAUAUAGUUAUAUAUUGUAAUUGUUAUGUUAAUUUGAUAUAUUUUAAAAGACGAAGACUCGAAUUGACCUUUGCGUUGUCUUCCGUCUCACUUACACAGUUAUUAGUGUAACCUAAUAGUCUACUGCAUAAUGUUGUUUUAUUUUAUUAUAAUAUAUUUUAAUAUGGAUCGAGACACUAGAAGCUAACUAAAGAUAACCCUAAUAUUGUUAUUAAUAAUGAAAUUGAUUGAACUUUGCGUUGUCUUCCGUCUCGCUUACACGGUAAUUAGUGAAGCGUAAUACGCUACAAAAUAAUGUUGUUAUUACAUUGUAAUUAUAUUAUUAAUCUACGUAUCAAGUUAUAGGUAUUAAUCUGUGAUAUGAUAUAUAGAAAUAUAAUAACUAUGUUAUCUUUUGUCUCGCUUACACGGGAAUUACUGUAGCAUGCGCAAAUCGUAUAGUUUUUAUGUUAAAAUUGUAAAUUCAUGUACCAAUCCAUUUUUAUCUAUAAAUCUGUGAUAAUCGUAGAAUAUUCAAUAGUUGCGUUGUCUUCUAUCUCUUUUACACCUGCCGGUAAUGUUUUACGGAGCUUGUUGAUGAAUUACACAGAUCGUUUGUAGACAAAACGAGCGCUUAAUAGUAUCGGUCGGACGAUUCGUGCUGACGACUACCGUUCGAUUAUCACGUUUUAAAAGAGGACGGGGCGUAGCAAUCAAUACGAAUCAAACAGGGUCAGCGGCACGAACCGUCCGAUUUGUUUUAAUAAUGUCUGAGUGUCCUCAGAGAUAUAUAUGUUAUUCUUUUGAACUUUUACAAUGUUGUAAAUAACUUUAAUCGAUACUUGUGUAUCGUAUAUCGAAUUUAUUAACUUCAUAAUUAUAAUAGACAUGGGAGUAUCUAGCAGGGGCCAGAUUUGCUUCAGGCCCUAAAGGUGGAGAGCAAGUCUGUCUUGCUGCGGACUCAUGGGUCGAGCAAGUUGGUUUUGCUUCUGUCCCAAGGUGGAGGACAAGUCAGCUUUGCUUCUAUCUCAUGGGUCGAGCAAGUUGGUUUUGCUUCUGUCCCAAGGUGGAGGACAAGUCAGCUUUACUUCUAUCUGAUGGGUCGAGCAAGUUGGUUUUGCUUCUGUCCCAAGGUGGAGGACAAGUCAGCUUUGCUUCUAUCUCAUGGGUCGAGCAAGUUGGUUUUGCUUCUGUCCCAAGGUGGAGGACAAGUCAGCUUUGCUUCUAUCUCAUGGGUCGAACAAGUCAGCGUUGCUUCUGUCCCAACGGUGAGCAAGUCAGCUUUGCUUCUGGUUCAUGGAGAAGAGCAGGCUUUUUAUACCGUUAUGCGACUUUUUAAUCCUUACUUU